UUGCGUUUAAAGUAUAAGAUAUAAUACGGUGUCGCCACAGGGUUUGGUACACCGUAAAGUUGUUUCAAGAAGGGUAACCACGUUAUUUAAGGAUUAGUGGGACCCAAAACUUUUUUAACACAGGAUGAGGUGUCUGGUGGUUUUAGUGUUGUUUGGGUUGGCAGGUGCCGCCUUUGCACAAUCAUAUGGUAAAUGGCCAAAAUGGAAACAACCAAAAUGGCAACCGCCUAAAUACAAACACCGUAUAGGCAACCUUUACGGAAAUAAUUACGGAAAUAACUUCGGAAAUUCGUACGGAGGUAAAGGCGGGAGCUACGGUAAAAACACCCAUACACAUAAACACACCCAUACUACGAAAUAUGUGGAGAAAAAAGUGCCAGUACCAGUGCAUGUGCAAGUACCUAAGCCAUACCCUGUAGUACGUUAUGUUCCCGUACGAGUCAUUCAGCACGUGCCCGUGGAGGUUGUAAGGAAGGUACCCGUGCCACAACCUUACCCAGUUGUCAAGAAGGUACCAGUUCCCGUGGUAAGGACCGUUGAACGAAAGAUACCCAUUCCCGUUCACAAACCAGUUCCAUACCCAGUUGAGCGAAAAAUACCCGUGCCAGUCCACGUACCAGUUCCAGUACAUGUACCAAAACCAUACCCAGUGCACGUGGUGAAAAAAGUACCCGUACAUAUUCCAGUCAAAGUACCAGUCGUUGUACCUAAGCCUGUACAUGUUGUCCACAAACAGAAGGUACCAGUCCCAGUUCCCGUACCUAAACCGGUUUAUAUUCAAAAGAAGGUUGCCGUACCCGUACCUAAACCUUACCCAGUUCACAGACCAUACCCAGUUCACGUUAAAGUGCCAGUACCCAAACCUUACCCAGUUCACGUACAGGUUCCAGUACCUAAACCAGUUCCAGUAAUGGUUGAGAAAAAGGUCCAUGUCCCAGUACACGUCCCAGUUCAUAUCCCAGUAGAACGUAAAGUUCCAGUCGCUGUUCCAGUUAUUAAAGAAAGGCCUGUUCCAUACCCAGUUAAAGUGGCUGUUCCCGUACCCAAGCCUUACCCCGUAGUACACAAGGUUGCUGUUCCAGUGAAACAACCCUACCCUGUUCCAGUAAAAACACCAGUAGCUGUUCCAGUUGAGCGAAAAGUUCCAGUACCUUAUCCCGUGAAACACAAGGUUCCAUACCCAGUUCACGUUCCUGUUCCUGUUAAACAACCAAUGCCUUAUCCAGUUGUACAAAAAGUCAAAGUUCCAGUGAAGGUCCCGUACCCGGUACCCGUCCAACCCAAGAAAGCACCUAUGAGAAAACCAAAGAAGUUUCAACGUCAUUCAAGAUGGUAAAAACUAAAAGGAACCGGAACAGUUUUAUGUGGUUUCCAUAGCAACCAAAAUUAAUUGCGAGGAGCGGGGUAUACAGCUUAUUAGAUUUAAAUUUCCGUCGUUAUGGCUAUGACGUCAUUUCUACUGUUGCAAUGAUUCCUUUUUUUCCGAAAUUGUAUCAUAUUUCUUCGUAGGGCCCGUUAUACUUUGUUUAAAUUUACUCAUCUUUUUAUGAGAUUUUAUUCUGUUAUAGAAUUAGAUUAUAUUGUCAAUUAUCGCUCCUUUUUUAUUGUGUGCUUAUACGUGUUGUUUUUACAUCUGAAUCAUUCUUUGUGACGCCACGUCUGACGUCUUAUGACGUCAUACAUGAUGUCAUUUGCUAGUGUAAUAAAUAAUCGGACGAAAAUCGUUCUUUAUGGUACAACAAAUGAUUCGCUAACCUGGCAUAAUUUUAUAAUUCAAAAUGGCAAAUUAUUGCUCAGUUUUGCCUAUAAACUACAAACUAUUUGUUAAAAUUUUACUCGAUAAUUUCGAAUGCGACCUGAACAAGUAGAUCUAAAUGGUAUUUAUAUGCUUGACGAUGGAAUUCAACUGUUAUCUAUUAAAUAAAACUUAGAUUUUACAUUA
This is a messenger RNA of Ruditapes philippinarum (Manila clam), 1942 nucleotides long. RefSeq lists its product as uncharacterized. The record is from RefSeq and is a predicted model, not a curated record. Bases 125 to 1336 code for a protein of 403 amino acids. The transcript is spliced from 17 exons. Lineage: Eukaryota; Metazoa; Mollusca; Bivalvia; Venerida; Veneridae.